AUGAAGUCUCACUUGCUCGCCCUUAUCCUGGCUGUCUGCCUGAGCUCCGUUAUUGCUCAGUCUCUGCCCGGACUUCCUGACUGUGCCCAAGACUGUGCCAAUGGCGCCAUUCCCUCAAAGUGCAGCCCCGUCGAUGUUGAAUGUAUUUGUGCCACUAGGUCCUUUAUCGACGACAUGGCCUGCUGUGUUGGAAAGUCUUGCAAUGUGGAUGACCAGAAAAAGCUAACAUCAAUCGUUUCUCAAGCGGCCCUCGACUUUGCCAACGGCAUCUGCGGCGGUGCCGGAGUCAGUGAUCUCCCUCAGUCCGCCACCUGUGCUAGCGAUGCAACCAGCACCACAGCCACCGCUUCCUCUACUGUCACGAACACAGAGACCACUACCACCACGGCCGUCACUUCCUCCGAAAGUGAUCAGACUUCGACAGAAGCUGCCUCCUCGACCUCGGCCGAUACUUCUACUCAGACUUCAACCUCGACUGAAACUGAGACUCCAGCUAGCUCUGAGGAUACUGACGGUGCAACGCCUCUCCGGGGCAAGAGUGUCGGUGUCCUUGCUGGUAUUGUUGCCGGCAUUGCAUUCGUGCUCUAA
Aspergillus nidulans FGSC A4 is the source of this 588-nucleotide messenger RNA. Its product is annotated as CFEM domain-containing protein. The record is from RefSeq and is a predicted model, not a curated record. Gene Ontology annotation, molecular function: metal ion binding. NCBI's taxonomy places the organism in Eukaryota, Fungi, Ascomycota, Eurotiomycetes, Eurotiales, Aspergillaceae. Gene Ontology annotation, cellular component: extracellular region; plasma membrane. The transcript has 3 exons. Bases 1 to 588 code for a protein of 195 amino acids.